GUCACCCUGGGGAACCUGCCGCCGUCCACGGACGACGACGACGUGCACCUGCAGUGGUGGGCGACGUACAAGAGCGCGUACGACUACGAUCCGCUCUCUGGGCCCGUCGGCAGCGCCGUCUACGAAGAGAUGGGCACGGCGUACCCCAAGUACUGGUCCGAGGGCUUCAACGGCGGCAACGUGCGCGUGGACGCGUCUGGCGCGGCGGUCGUGCGGGUGCGGAGCCCGUCCACGUACUGGAUCCGUCCGUACCUCAGCUACCCGCACGUGCACUUCCGCGUGUGCCGGGGCAACGCCUCCGCGCAAUUCUACUACGACUCCCUCGUCAUCAAGAUGGACGGACUGGCCAUGUACACCAGGUCGCAGGACACGGAGAUCACCAUCCUCUCCCAGCAGAAGUACUCGCCCACGGGAGCGCAGGUGCCAGUCGAGUACGACAUCCCAGACCCCGUGGGCGUCUUGGUCCUCGCCGACCCUACCACCAGCAGUGGCUCAGGCAUUGCCGUCACGACGACCUCGACGAGCACUUCCACCAGCUCCACCAACGAGCAGCAGUGGCUGGCCGUGGUCCUCGACACCGCGAAGGAGGAGCUCAUGCUGGACGCGCUGGAGUUCUCCCCG
Molecule: messenger RNA, 621 nt
Organism: Prorocentrum cordatum
Lineage: Eukaryota; Dinophyceae; Prorocentrales; Prorocentraceae
Source: the annotation of a GenBank genome assembly